Messenger RNA from Culex quinquefasciatus (southern house mosquito), 1581 nucleotides. RefSeq names its product alpha-amylase A. The transcript has a single exon. Gene Ontology annotation, biological process: carbohydrate metabolic process. The record is from RefSeq and is a predicted model, not a curated record. Bases 9 to 1538 code for a protein of 509 amino acids. Gene Ontology annotation, molecular function: cation binding; alpha-amylase activity. NCBI's taxonomy places the organism in Eukaryota, Metazoa, Arthropoda, Insecta, Diptera, Culicidae.
GAAUAAACAUGAAGUCAAAAGUGGUGUUACUUUUAACCCUACUCGCGGCAGCGGCCGUCGUCCACGGCCAGCACGAUCCGCACUUCUGGCCCGGUCACAGCACGAUCGUGCACCUGUUUGAGUGGAAGUUCUCGGACAUUGCGCUGGAAUGUGAGCGCUUCCUGGGACCGCGAGGUUUCGGCGGCAUUCAACUGUCCCCGGUCAACGAGUACGUCAUCGUGCAACGUGGCGCCAACCGACCCUGGUGGGAGCGCUAUCAGCCGGUUUCGUUCAAGAUUAUCUCUCGGUCGGGCAACGAGCAAGACUUUCUGGACAUGUCCCGCCGGUGUAACGCCGUGGGGGUGCGGCUGUACGUGGACAUCAUCAUCAACCAUAUGGCGGCUCAUCCGGGUGAUAGCGGGGACGGAGUGGGAGUUGGAGUCGGAGGGUCUACGGCGAUUCCGAGGGAUCGGUACUUCCCGGCGGUGCCGUUCGGCGACGCGGACUUUAACCCUUCGUGUCAGAUCACCGACUGGGGUAACGCUGUGCAGGUGAGGGACUGUGAGCUGCUGGGUUUGCCUGAUUUGAACCAAGCGGUCGGGAAUGUGCGAGAUCGGUCGGUUGACUUUUUGAAUCAUCUGAUUGACUUGGGAGUUGCUGGUUUCCGUGUGGAUGCUGCCAAGCACAUGUGGCCCGGAGAUAUGGAGGUCAUCUUUGGUAGGUUGAAGAAUUUGGACCCGAGCUUUGGAUUUGCGCCGGGAUCGCGUGCCUUCAUGAUGCAGGAGGUCAUCGAUAAUGGUCCGCAUGAAGCGAUUCGGAAGUACGAGUACACCCACCUGGGAACGGUCACGGAGUUCAUGUACUCGUUCUACGUUGGGCGUGCCUUCGUGGGUAACGACGCCCUAAUUUGGCUGCAAACUUUGGGUGUAGACUGGGGACUGCUACCUUCGAGAGAUGCCCUAGUUUUCGUAGAUAACCACGACAAUCAACGCGAUCAUGGCUCGGGAGGACAAGGCGGUAACAUUUUGACCCAUAAGGCGCCAAGACCGUACAAGAUGGCAACCGCAUUCGCGGCAGCCUUCCCCUUCGGUCAACUCCGUAUCAUGAGUUCGUUCUUCUUCGACGAUUCGGACCAGGGACCUCCGGAGGAUGCCAACAACAACAUUAUCUCUCCGUCGAUCAAUCCGGACGGUAGCUGUGGAAACGGUUGGGUUUGCGAGCAUCGCUGGCGCCAGAUAACCAACAUGAUCAACUUCCGGAACGUUUGCUGGGGAACCCCGAUGACGAACUGGUUCUCCAGUGGGCAGAACAAGAUUGCCUUUGGACGGGGCAGCUGUGGCUUUGUGGCGUUCAACAACGAACCCGGGCAGGACAUGUUGGAGGUUGUGCAGACCGGGUUGCCUGCUGGAGUUUAUUGUGACGUUAUAUCUGGGGAGAAGGUUGGAAGCGCUUGUACCGGUAAGAGCAUCUCGGUUUUGGCCGAUGGUCGAGCUUCAAUCAGUAUUGCUCGGGAUGCUGAGGAUGGUGUGGUGGCGAUUCACAUUGAGUCUCGGUUGUAAAAUGUCAAAACAGAUCUAAUAAAACGAUUCAACUUCCGACGUA